Oncorhynchus mykiss (rainbow trout) is the source of this 1726-nucleotide messenger RNA. Lineage: Eukaryota; Metazoa; Chordata; Actinopteri; Salmoniformes; Salmonidae. The record is from RefSeq and is a predicted model, not a curated record.
AUGAGAGAAUACACCCAUGGGAGAAGCCUUGCAAAUGUCACUUAUAAGGCAGGAGAGAGACAUGACUAUUAUGGAUCUUCUGGGGAGCCUCAACAACAUCCUGAUGCUGACGAGGCAGAGAAGAGUCUCUCCAGAUCAGAACACCAGAUGGACAACGAUAGCCUGCCCCCCUCCUCCCUCCCGGAGUCACCGUGUCGUGCCUCUCCCAGUAGCACCUUACUGCUGGGUAUGAAGAGGUUGUCUGUGCUGCUGGUGGACUGCAGGAAAACAACGGGGCUGAGUGGAACUGUGAGAGGAGGAGAAGAGAUGAACGGAUCAGAUUUGACUCAUCAAAGAGGAAAACCAAACUUGGAGGAACCAGAGACGUCCAAACCAGCAAGACUCUGCUCCCAGAUUGGAAAGAGUUUUGCCAAGUUAGGAAGCCUGAAAAGACAUGAGAAGAGUCUCACAGGGGAAAAGCCUUACCACUGCUCCCAGUGUGGAAAGUGUUUUAACAGGUUAGGAGGCCUGAAAGCUCAUGGCCGAAUACACACAGGGGAGAAGCCUUACCACUGCUCCCAUUGUGGAAAAGGUUUUAGACAGCAAGGAAGCCUGACAGUUCAUGGCCGAAUACACACAGGGGAGAAGCCUUACCACUGCUCCCAUUGUGGAAAGAGUUUUAACAGGUUAGGAGGCCUAAUAACUCAUGAGCGAAUACACACAGGGGAGAAGCCAUACCGUUGCGCCCAGUGUGGAAAGAGUUUUGGCUCGUUAGGAAACCUGAAAUCUCAUGCACGAUUACACACAGGGGAGAAGCCAUACCAUUGCACCCAUUGUGGAAAGAGUUUUCGCAUGUUAGUAAACCUGCAGUCUCAUCUGCGAAUACACACUGGGGAGAAGCCAUACCGUUGCGCCCAGUGUGGAAAGAGUUUUAGACAGCAAGGAAGCCUGAAAGCUCAUGGCCGAAUACACACAGGGGAGAAGCCUUACCACUGCUCCCAUUGUGGAAAAGGUUUUAGACAGCAAGGAAGCCUGAAAGUUCAUGGCCGAAUACACACAGGGGAGAAGCCUUACCACUGCUCCCAUUGUGGAAAGAGUUUUAACAGGUUAGGAGGCCUAAUAACUCAUGAGCGAAUACACACUGGGGAGAAGCCAUACCGUUGCGCCCAGUGUGGAAAGAGUUUUAGCAUGUUAGGAAACAUGAAAAGACAUGUGGACACACACCGAAGUCUUUCCAUUGCUCCCUGUGUGGAAUGAGUUUUAACCAUUUAGGGAGCCUGAAAAGACAUGAGAGAAUACACCCAUGGGAGAAGCCUUGCAAAUGUCACUUAUAAGGCAGGUGAGGAUCCACACAGAGAAAAAUAACUUAUCCUACUGUGUAAACUGAUAUUUCACAUCACAUUGACUUAAAAUUCAUCAGAGAACAUACACAGUGCUCCCAUUGUCUUAUUUUAUUGACUGUGUUUAAUUGUUUAUGAAAUUGAAUUGUACAAAGCAUACUCUAAAAUAUAUUUGUAUGUUUUUAUUAGAAAAUAAAACUGAAUAUGGAGUCUGUCAGUUUGAAUACAGAGUAGAUCAGGUUCCAUGUGUUUAAAUGGUCCUUUUUUAAAGUCUGACAUUGUGUGUUUAUCUGAGUGUGUCAUUCCUCCAGCACCAUUGAUAAUCAGAAUAAGACCUUCAAAUAUGUCACCAUAACAACAGGCAUUUUACAAGCCUCCGACUGGUUGAAUAAACGUUGUUACCCGAA